Molecule: messenger RNA, 4077 nt
Organism: Catharus ustulatus (Swainson's thrush)
Lineage: Eukaryota; Metazoa; Chordata; Aves; Passeriformes; Turdidae
Gene: TSLIG3B
Product: family with sequence similarity 98 member B
Exons: 8
Coding region: 47-1300 (417 amino acids)
Cellular component (GO): tRNA-splicing ligase complex
Source: RefSeq, a predicted model, not a curated record
CGGGUUGCGGAGGGCCGGUUUGAGGCGCGCACCGCGCGGCGCCGGCAUGAGGGAGCUGCCGCCGGGCCCGGCGAUGGAGAGCGACAUCUUGGACGCGCUGGAGGCCUUGGGGUACACGGGUGCCCUGUUGGAGGAGGAUGCCCUGAAAAAAGCAGCAGAAAAUGGAUUGUCUUCACCAGAAUUUUUUGAGCUUUGCAUUUGGUUAGGUUCCCAGAUAAAGUCACUUUGUAAUAUGGAAGAAAGCAUCACUGCAACAGAUGGUGUGAAAGAUAUAGAGAGCUUCCAGCUUGAAAUUAGUGGCUUUCUGAGAGAAAUGUCUUGUCCGUAUUCCUCGCUGGUGUCUGGAGACAUCAAAGACAGAUUGAGAGAGAAAGACGAUUGUCUUAAACUCCUGUUAUUUCUAAGUACAGAACUUCAGGCUUUAAAAAUACUGCAGAGCAAGAAAAUUAAAGGCUCUCGUUUGGAAAAGCACAAUGAAAUUAUUCAGGAAGUGCAAGCUAUUUGCGAUGCACUGGGUCUGCCAAACUCCUCAUCUUCUGGUCUUCCUCCCUUGUUAACCAGUGUGGAACAAAAGAUAAAGGACAUCCUCUCAAAAGUUAAAAAUAACCAUGUGGGGACAUCACUGCUAACAAAACCUCUGAACUCUGACCAAGUGGAAAGAUUGGAGAAAAUCAAUGAUGCUCUUUGCAGUGAGUACGAGUGUCGACGGCGGAUGUUGAUGAAGAGGCUCGAUGUGACUGUGCAGUCUUUUGGCUGGUCUGAUAGAGCAAAGGUAAAAACAGAUGAAAUAGCACGGAUCUAUCAGCCCAAGCGCUAUGCGUUGUCUCCAAAGUCCACCAUUACAUUAGCUCACCUUCUUGCUGCUCGUGAGGACCUGUCCAAGAUCAUAAGAACAAGUAGUGGAUCAACACGGGAGAAGACCGCCUGUGCUAUCAACAAGGUUCUGAUGGGCAGAGUCCCUGACCGUGGAGGCAGACCAACAGAGAUUGAACCACCUCCUCCUGAAAUGCCUCCAUGGCAAAAAAGACAAGAAGGUGGUGGAAGAGGUGGCUGGGGGGGUGGUGGUGGUGGUGGAAGGGGUAACUGGGGUGGUGGAGGGGGUAGAGGAGGAGGAGGAGGUGGAGGUUUCAGAGGUGGUGGAAGAGGUGGGGGUGGCUUCCAGGGUGGGGGUGGCUUCCAGGGUGGAGGUGGCUUCCAGGGUGGAGGUGGCUUCCAAGGUGGCAGAGGAGGUUAUGGUGGCAGGGGAGGCUAUGGUGAUCCGUAUGGCGGAAGAGGAGGGGGAGGAUACAGAAGAUACUAAAGUACCGUAAAUCUUAACAGAGUAAGUGGCAGAAUAUAGUGGUGGUGUUUACUGGUACUAGGAAUUUAGAUAUGUUGACUUGGAUUUAGGUUAGAAUUAAGUAUGACCAUAUGAGUCGUUUCAUUAGACCCACUGAUGUUCUCACUGAGUUCUUUUAGUUACCUGAACAGAAGUUUUAUACUAAAAUCUGAUGACUAAAGUCCUUGUUUUUCAUACUGCUUAUAUGGUGUUUUUUUAUUAUGUCAUUUUAUUUAAAAUAAGUCUCAGAAAACUGAAUAAAACCCUUUCUAAACAAACAAAAAUAUGUUAAUGGUCAGACCUCUCUAAUUUAUUGCAUGUUGCAUGUCUACACUCCUUCUCCAAAAUAUUAUGUAGAAAAAACAAAGUAGGCCUAAGAACUGGAUGAAACCACUUUUAAAAACUCAAGAAUGCUGCUUUCAGGCUUGUUCUCUUCAUCUCAUUGUUCUUCAUUCAUAGUUUUCAUGUGGGACAUGUAAAUGAAUUCUAAUUUCAAAUGUUAAAAUCCUUAAGGCUUUGGUCAAAACUACUUUAUUACAUUCAAUUAUUCUUGCAGACCUUCACAUUAUAGUAACAUUGUUAAUUAAUACUCUACAUAAAUUAAUCAAAUCAGGUUGUGUUUUGUGUUCAUAAUGUAUCAGACACUCUUUAAUGAUCAGAGCAUGUACUGUAAACUGAUAGUGAGUUUUGAUAGUGUCUUAUUUUCAUUUUACCUUUUUUUCAUUGUUGAUGUUUCAUAAAAAAAAUUUAAUAUUCGGCAGAAAGCCUGCAGCCAUCAUGUCUGGUAUGAAUUCAUGUAUAUAUCCUUGUAUCAGCUUUGAGACACAAAGUUUGAAUAAGCUGAGCUUUGUAAGAAAGAAUAUGACAUUUCUUCUAGCCUUUUUUCUUUCCCCUUAUUUUUUUAAAUUAUCUUCUCCCUGCCUGCUCUGUGUUUGGGAGUCACCAACUGCCUGGUUAAUAAGUUAACAAGGCACUUCAUGCCUUUUCUCUCCCUGCCAAACUAAAAGAAGCCCUGUCUUGACAUGUUAUGGGUGCCUUUUCCCUCACAUACACUGUUAGUCUGAAAGGAGUUAGCUGUCAUACCAUCAUGGCUGUAAAUAUAUGCAGACAGGAAUUAAAUUUAGAAUUGUCACUUAAAGAAGUCAGUUAUUGCUGCCCAAUAUCUUUUAAAUCUCCCAUGUUGUGAGGCCACUCCUGAGAGCAGAGGUGGAACGGGGAUGAUGCCUGAGUAUGUUUUCAUGCUAGUAUUUAUCAGGAUCAGGUCACUACAGACAGAUUCAGGAAGUCAUCUGAUUAACCUGAUGUGUCUGAUGAUUAAAUAGCACAGCAGACUUGAAGCACUUGUAAUUGUAGGCAUAACUGCAGGUUGAACUUAAGGAUUUGGUUUUGGAUUUAUAUUCCUCAGUUACAAGUUCUUUCUGCACACAUUUCCUAUUGGUGUCCAUUGGUAUGCUUUAAAGAUGAUUUUUUACCUUCAUAAACAUAUGUAUCAUGUCCUCUUUCGUUGGCAACUUCAUGCCUGAAUGUAAAGUCCUGUUCCAAAUGAAAUUAUUAUCUUUCAAAAGUUUUUCUCCUGUUAUUUCCUCUCUCCUCAGUUUUCUUGAGAAUGCUGCCUCUGAUGUGAUAGAUAUGGCUUUACCCAGGCUUUAGGAUAGCAGCAGGUGCCUGACAAAACGAAGCAGAAGUUUUGCUUGCUAGAACAUGUUAGCUGGGAUGUGAACUUUUGCAGUAAUGGCUUAAUGGUACCCAACUGCUAGCACUGUAGUUCCUUUACCAGAUUUUUUCUAUGCUGCUUACUGGCCUAAGCCCUUGGCAGCCUCUGCAGUAUUUGUCCUGAGCUUUUGCCUGAUGCUCUGGAAAAGCUCCCAAACUGAUGACAUACCAAAUGAGACUGCUGGCCUUGGAGCAAAGUGUUGGUCAGCAAAGGAAUAGAGAGCAGUUUUUUCACUACCAAAGCCUUAAGAUUAAAUUCUGUUUGCUCAUCACAAUGUUCCUUUUUGCUACAAGUCAUCAGCAGUCAAGCAUGUGGCUUUAUCAAGGAAAUACACUUGGAAAAACAAAGAACUUACCUAUGCUUAAAGGUUUCAUUAGUCUUAGGAUGCAAGGUUGCAGUGGUUUAGUUGGAUUGUUUUAACUGCAGCUGUGGAUGUACCUUGGUGUUUUUACACUCAUCAGUCCAUCCUGUUUCUAGUAAGCAGGACAGUUCUGAAUGAAGUAAAUCAUCAAGUGAAGCAGGUACAUGCCCACUUCAAUUCUAACAGUUAAAUUAUUUCAGUAUCAUAUUUCAGCUUUCUGUAUGUAGACCAUGUAAAAUAUGGAAAUAAAAAUAGCCUGGAGAUUUUCUUUUCUAAUCUGGCCAUUUCAGUUUUUCUUAAGUAAUUGCAGAAUGUGAAGCCAGUAGCUGAAAACUAAAGUAAGCACCACCAUAUUUCAUGGAGGCAUCCUUUGUUGUCCUCUUGUCAGAAGGUAUGCUUUUAAUUUUUCAAACAAUGCAGUAACACCAUGAAAGUUAUUGAUUUAAACCUCAAGUUUUGUUUUGAAAAAAAAAGUAUUUUCAAAAAUUCUGUUGUAAGUAAAAGAUUUUCAUAUAUAUGUUUGUGAACAUUUUUUGUGUUUAUUCACACUUAGUGAAUACCUAAAUAUUGAUUUGUUUGUUGAAGAACUGAAAAAAAAGGUUGGGGAUUUUUUUCAGGAAUUGAGAGAGAUACUUUUGUCAACAGCUGUAAACAUUGAGGAAUAAAGUACUGUAUUUGAAAGUA